Molecule: messenger RNA, 1479 nt
Organism: Arachis ipaensis
Lineage: Eukaryota; Viridiplantae; Streptophyta; Magnoliopsida; Fabales; Fabaceae
Molecular function (GO): zinc ion binding; nucleic acid binding
Source: RefSeq, a predicted model, not a curated record
AUGGAGAAGGCUAAGGAUGUCAUUGAGGCCACAGAAAGGGAACAAUAUUUGAAGUUAAGGACUUACUUGAAUGAGCUCCGUAAGGCCAACCCAGGAUCCACUUGCUGUAUGAGCACAACCCCACAACAAGAAAGGUUGCCUAAGUUUAGAAGUCUUUACAUCUGUCUAGAUGCCUGCAAACGGGGAUUCAAGCAAGGAUGUAAGCCUUUCCUAUGCCUUGAUGGAGCAUUUUUGAAGGGUUAUUUUGGGGGGCAGCUGCUGACAGUCGUUGCUCAGGAUGCCAACAAUCAUCUAUUCCCAGUUGCAUAUGGAGUAGUUGAUGCAGAAACAAAGAAUAAUUGGAAAGAAUUUCUAGAGUAUUUGUUGGAGGAUAUCGGAGAUCACAGGCAAUUUGAUUGGCACUUUAUGUCUGACAAACAGAAGGGGCUGAUUCCUGCUCUACAAGAAGUUAUGCCAGGGGUUAAUCACAGGUUUUGUACUAUGCAUAUGUGGAGGAAUUUCAACAAGCGCUGGAAAGACCUAGAGCUUAAACAGUUGCUAUUUCAAUGUGCAAGGGCAUUGACUGACCAGGAAUUUAAUGAAGGUAUGGAUGCUAUCAAGAGAAUUAAUACUUCUGCAUGGAAAUAUCUGUCGAAGUAUGAGCAAGAAACUUGGUCAAGAUCAAGAUUCUCUACUUGGCCUAAAGUGGAUAACAUAACCAAUAACAACGCUGAGUCACUUAAUGCAACCAUGGUGGGGCUAAGAGGCAAGAGCAUCAUUAUCAUGCUAGAGGAGAUUAGAUAUUACCUCAUGAAGACUAUGGCAACACAUAAAGAUGCACUAAUGGCCUACACGGGAAAAUUGGCUCCUAUCCAAAUGAGCAGAUUGGAGAAGGAAAAGAAGGAAGGAAAUUACUGGGAAGCUCAAUGGGUGGGAGACGAUGACCACAAUGUCUUUGAAGUUAGAAGGCAUGGUCGAAUAGUUCGAGUCAACACUGAGGACAGGACUUGCACUUGUAGAAAGUGGCAACUGACAGGUCUGCCGUGCUGUCAUGGAGUUGCUGCAAUUCAAAGAAAAAAUCAUCGACCAGAGGAUUAUACCCACCAUUGGCUGACCAUGGAGGCAUACAACAGAACAUAUCAAUUUCACAUCAACACUGUCCCUAGUCAAGAGUUUUGGGCUGAUGCAGAGGGCCUGCCGUGUCUCCCUCCACCUUAUAAGAGGCCAAUAGAAAGGCCUACAAAGAAGAGAGCACGACAUGAAUCAGAGAGUCAUAGUGGGAGCCAGUACAAACUCAAGAGGAGCUAUGGAAAAACAAGCUGUAAAUAUUGCAAAAAGGUGGGACACAACUCCAGGACCUGUCUGGAUAAGAAUCAUGUUGCACAUGGGGAAGAUGCAGAUGCACAAGAAGCACCUCAAGGAGGUCAGCCAGUAACAGGAGGAGUUGUGCCACCCAGGGGCUUACAAGACAUGUCAGACUCAGAGCAGGAGAUGUAUUGA